CUAAUCUUAUAGACAGAAAGAACAGAAAUCAUUUUUUUCUCCAAGUAUAUCGGAGUUUCUCAAAGCUCACAAAUCCAGGAAACCCAAUUAUGUCUUCUUGCGCCUCAUUCAUUUUCCUUUUUCUUUUCUCCUUUCUCACUAGUUUCAGAGCUUCUGCUCAAGAUCCCAAUUAUGUAUACCACAUCUGUCCAAAUACGACAACUUUCUCCAGAAACAGCACUUACUUCACCAAUCUCAGGACCCUUCUGUCUUCUCUCUCUUCCCGCAACGCCUCCUACUCCACCGGAUUCCAAAACGCCACCGCCGGGCAAGCCCCGGACAGGAUCACCGGACUUUUCCUUUGCCGUGGAGAUUUCUCGCCGGAAGGUUGCCGCAGCUGCGUGGCCUUUGCCGUCAACGACACCUUAAAUCGGUGUCCGAAUGAGAAAGAGGUCGUGCUGUAUUACGAUGAGUGUAUGCUCCGAUACUCUAACCGGAAUAUUCUCUCGACACUAAGCACCGGUGGAGGAGUGGUCUUAUGGAACACCCAAAAUGUUACAUCUAACCAAAAAGACCAGUUCAGAGAUUUGGUCGGUUCGACGAUGAACCAAGCCGCCGCUGAAGCCGCGAGAAGUCCCAGAAAAUUCGAUGCGAGAAGAGCCAAUUGGACUGCACUCCAGAGUUUUUACGGAUUGGUUCAGUGCACUCCUGAUCUGACGAGACAAGACUGUUUGAGUUGUCUGCAACAGAGCAUCAAUCAGUUACCCACUGACAGAAUUGGGGGAAGAUUUAUUAUGCAUAGCUGUAGUUCAAGAUACGAGCUUUACGCGUUUUACAACGAAUCGGCCAUUUCAUUACCUCCACCACCACCACCACCGCCUAUUUCUACUCCUCCUGUCUCAGCUCCUCCGCCUCCUGGGAAAGGUGGGAAUUCGACUGUGUUAGUGGUAGCCAUUGUUGUGCCUGUUAUAGUGGCUGUUCUGCUUUUCAUUGCUGGUUAUUGUUUCCUUGCAAAGAGGGCAAAGAAGGCUUAUCACACAUCGUCAGCAUUUGAUGGAGAUGAUAUAACAACUGCAGACUCGCUGCAGCUCGAUUAUAGAUCAAUUCAAACCGCAACAACUGAUUUUGCAGAGAGUAAUAAGAUUGGUCAAGGUGGAUUUGGCGAGGUUUACAAGGGUACGUUAUUGGAUGGGACCGAGGUUGCGGUGAAGAAAUUGUCAAAAUCAUCAGGACAAGGUGAAGCAGAGUUCAAGAACGAGGUUACUGUUGUUGCAAAGCUACAACAUAGAAAUCUGGUUAGACUCCUCGGAUUUUGUCUAGAAGGAGAAGAAAGGGUACUCGUCUACGAGUAUGUGCCCAACAAAAGCCUUGAUUACUUCUUGUUUGACCCUGCAAAGCAAGCUCAGCUAGACUGGACUAGACGAUACAAGAUUAUUGGUGGAGUUGCUCGUGGGAUUCUGUAUCUCCAUCAAGAUUCACGGCUCACAAUCAUACAUCGUGACCUCAAAGCGAGUAACAUUCUCUUGGAUGCGGAUAUGAAUCCUAAAAUUGCAGAUUUUGGAAUGGCUAGGAUCUUUGGUUUGGACCAAACCCAAGAGAACACAAGCAGAAUAGUUGGUACCUAUGGUUACAUGUCUCCCGAGUAUGCAAUGCAAGGUCACUACUCAAUGAAAUCUGAUGUCUAUAGCUUCGGAGUGUUAGUUCUUGAGAUUAUAAGCGGCAAGAAGAAUAGCAGUUUCUACCAAACUGAUGGCGCACAUGACUUGGUCUCAUAUGCGUGGAGGCUUUGGAGUAAUGGGACACCGUUAGACCUCGUGGACCCAAUUAUUGUAGAUAAUUGCCAAAGGAAUGAAGUUGUUCGAUGUGUCCAUAUUGGUCUUUUGUGUGUUCAAGAAGAUCCUGCAGAUCGUCCAACCUUGUCAACCAUUGUUCUGAUGCUCACUAGUAACACUGUUACAUUACCUGUGCCUAGGCAACCAGGUCUUUUCUUUCAGAGUAGACCCGGAAAAGACCCGCUUGAUUCAACGACCAAGUCUCUUCUAGGGUCUGUUGAUGAUGCCUCAAUCACAGAAGUAUAUCCUCGUUGAAGGCAGAUGUUUGUUUACCAUUCAUGCUUGAUUCCUAAAGCAACCGGUGUUGAAAAUAAGUUGAGAAUUUUUUUUUGAUAUAGCUGUUUGUAUUGUAAGUGUAACCACAAAGCAUAUAUGAGAAUUAUACUAUUUACACGUUU
Molecule: messenger RNA, 2209 nt
Organism: Eutrema salsugineum
Lineage: Eukaryota; Viridiplantae; Streptophyta; Magnoliopsida; Brassicales; Brassicaceae
Product: cysteine-rich receptor-like protein kinase 10
Exons: 7
Coding region: 90-2066 (658 amino acids)
Biological process (GO): protein phosphorylation
Molecular function (GO): ATP binding; protein kinase activity
Source: RefSeq, a predicted model, not a curated record